AUGCCGGUGACAGGAGCGGGAGCGCAGCACACCGGAGGCUCCUCAGCACCACCUUCCGCAGAGGGAAAGCAUGCCAACAUGAACUCCCAGCCCGACAACGGCCACCAGCAGCAGUCUGGCAACGGGUGCAGCCGCCAGGGUCCAACCCAGAACCAGAAACCACAGCCUGCAGAUGGACUUGAGACGCAGGCCCUGCCCAUGCCAAUCCCAGACCCCCCCAUUCAGUACACUAAGUUGUUCAUCAAUAACGAGUGGCAUGAGUCCUGCAGCGGAGGAAAGAUUCCAGUGUAUAAUCCUGCCACAGGGCACCUGCUGUGUGAAGUGGAGGAGGCUGACCCUGAAGAUGUGGACAAGGCAGUGAGCAGCGCCAGAGCUGCCUUCCAGACGGGGUCGCCAUGGCGAUCCAUGGACGCCUCAGACCGAGGUCAACUCCUGAACAGACUUGCAGACUUGGUGGAGAGAGACCGGCUUCUGCUGGCAACGCUCGAGGCUCUGGACUCUGGCAAAGUGUUUCUCAUGGCAUAUUUUGUAGAUCUGAUGGCCACAAUCAAAACCUUGAGGUAUUACGGUGGCUGGGCCGACAAGAUUCACGGCAAAACCAUCCCCGUAGAUGGGGAGUAUUUUACUUACACGCGACAUGAACCCAUCGGAGUGUGUGGUCAGAUCAUUCCUUGGAACUUCCCAGUGAUGAUGUUUGCGUGGAAGAUUGCUCCCGCUCUGUGCUGUGGGAACACUGUAGUCAUCAAACCUGCUGAACAGACCCCAUUAUCAGCGCUGCACAUGGCUGCACUCAUCAAGGAGGCUGGGUUUCCUCCAGGAGUGGUGAACGUGGUGCCAGGUUACGGUCAGACAGCAGGCUGUGCCAUUUCCCACCACAUGGACAUCGACAAAGUAGCCUUCACCGGAUCUACUGCUGUUGGGAAACUCAUCCAGAAGGCUGCAGGUGACAGCAACCUGAAAAGAAUUACACUCGAACUUGGUGGAAAAAACCCAAAUAUUGUCUUUGCUGACUGUGACUUAGAGUACGCCGUGGAGCAGGCCCACAGUGGUCUGUUCUUUAACCAGGGCCAGUGCUGUCUGGCUGGAUCCAGGGUGUUCGUAGAGGAACCGAUCUACGAGGAGUUUGUCCGCCGGAGUGUCGAGAAGGCCACAUCCAAAGUCUUGGGAGACCCACUGCUGCCAGGAGUUGACCAAGGGCCACAGAUUGACCAGAAGCAGUUUGAUAAGAUAAUGGAGCUGAUAGAGAGCGGGAAGAGGGAGGGAGCCACGCUGGAGUGUGGGGGGUCCGCGUGGGGCCAGCAGGGACUUUUCAUCCAACCCACUGUCUUCUCAAACGUCACAGACGAUAUGCGGAUCGCCAAAGAAGAGAUUUUCGGUCCAGUGCAGCAGAUCAUGUGUUUCCGUAGCAUCCACGAAGUCAUCCAGAGAGCCAACGCCACGCACUACGGCCUGGCAGCAGGAGUGUUUACCAGCGACAUCGACAAAGCUCUAACGGUCUCCUCUGCUCUGCAGGCUGGCAUGGUCUGGGUGAACUGCUACAAUGCCAUGAGUGCUCAGUGUCCCUUCGGCGGCUUCAAGAUGUCUGGGAACGGCAGGGAGCUGGGGGAAUACGCUCUGCAGGAGUACACCGAGGUCAAAGCGGUGACCAUCAAAGUCUCCCAGAAGAACUGAUCAUGGCGUCGUAUCACAGGACUGACUCUUCCCUUCCAUCCAGCGUCUUCAGAUCCUCCACACACAUUUUGCAAUACU
Molecule: messenger RNA, 1749 nt
Organism: Chelmon rostratus (copperband butterflyfish)
Lineage: Eukaryota; Metazoa; Chordata; Actinopteri; Chaetodontiformes; Chaetodontidae
Product: retinal dehydrogenase 1-like
Exons: 14
Coding region: 1-1671 (556 amino acids)
Molecular function (GO): benzaldehyde dehydrogenase (NAD+) activity
Source: RefSeq, a predicted model, not a curated record